AUGAACCUCUCAGUCGACGCUGAUCUGCUAGUUAGCGACCCGGCUGAACUUGCAGCUGAAACCAUCAGUCCUCCUCGGAGACUGUCUAGUUUAGACUCUUCGUGGCGUUUAGCAUACAUUGCGGUGGGCACCAAUUUGGGUGACCGGCACAACAAUUUGCAACAAGCCUGUCUCUUCUUGCAAGAUCUGAGUAAUUCCAUCAUCAACACCAGCUUCAUUUACUCCACGCCAGCCGCCUAUGUGACCGACCAGCCAGCCUUCUACAACAUAGUCGUCUCACUCACUACAGACCUGUGUCCAUUAGACUUACUCGCUGCUUUGAAACGUGGCGAACAGGAACUGGGCCGUGUACCAUCGGAACGUUGGGGUCCACGCCAUAUAGACUUGGAUAUCCUUACCUAUGGUGUACAUCCCAGUUGCGGCAAUGUAGAGACCGGUCUGGUGAUGCGGACUGAGGAACUGAGUAUUCCUCACGUCCGAAUGUUUGAGCGUGAAUUUGUGCUACGACCACUGUGUGAUCUUGAUCCGGGCUUUUUGCCUGACCUCGAAGCGAUUAGAGAUAGUUGGGACCCUGACGUUACCCGUAUCAUACCGCUUCCGAACGGCCGCAUGCUUCCUUAUGGAAACGAGACGCGAUUGAUGGGUAUAUUAAACGCGACACCUGAUAGCUUUACAGACGGGGGCAACCUGGGUGACGGGACCGCCGAGGCGCUCCGAUUGGUGGGUGAAUGGGUAGGCGAUGAGGGUUGUCCACCAAAAACUGGUAUUGAAAAUGGGGAAUUUACCUACUCUCAUGCUAAAAUAAGCAGGAAUAAGUGGACCGCCAUAGUAGAUGUCGGUGGCCAAUCUACACGGCCUGGCGCAGAUGUUGUAGGAACGGAGGAGGAAAUUAAGAGGGUCGUGCCGAUAAUCUCAGCAAUCCGUGAAAGGUACACCGAUAUAGUGAUCAGUGUGGAUACGAGCAUCGCUAGUGUAGCUGAGGCUGCUAUAGGCGCAGGAGCGGACAUAAUUAACGAUGUGACAGCCGGGCGUGGCGAUAAGGCAAUGCUGCAAUUAGCUGCAAGAUUACAGGUCCCUAUAGUGUUGAUGCACUCGCGAGGCACUUCGAAAACGAUGAAUUCACAGAAUGAUUAUAGCAAGGAGACGGGUCUGAUCGAUGGUGUUUAUCGGGAACUAUGUCGUACUGUGCAAUCUGCUUCGAAUGCUGGAGUUAGGAAGUGGAAUAUAAUAUUAGACCCUGGAGUCGGAUUCGCAAAAAUCGGCGUACAGAAUGUGGAAUUGAUGAGGGCACUCCCUCAACUAUUCUCCGGCAAAUUAGAAGGGUAUGCCGUGCUGGUGGGACCAUCUAGAAAGCGGUUUUUGGGCACGAUAGCCGGACACUCGAAGGAGACGGACCCCACCGAACGAGACUGGGGUACCGCUGCCGCUGUGACCCAGUGCGUCAAUGCAAAGGUCGAUUUUGUUCGCGUGCACAAUGUAUCCGCGAUGACCGAUGUAGUUGCAAAUGCGAAUGCAUUCUUACGCGAGCUUCCAAUUGUUGAGGCGGAUUGA
This is a messenger RNA of Sphaeroforma arctica JP610, 1551 nucleotides long. RefSeq lists its product as hypothetical. Gene Ontology annotation, biological process: tetrahydrofolate biosynthetic process. Gene Ontology annotation, cellular component: mitochondrial envelope. The record is from RefSeq and is a predicted model, not a curated record. NCBI's taxonomy places the organism in Eukaryota, Ichthyosporea, Ichthyophonida. The transcript has 6 exons. The coding region runs from base 1 to 1551 and encodes 516 amino acids. Gene Ontology annotation, molecular function: dihydropteroate synthase activity; 2-amino-4-hydroxy-6-hydroxymethyldihydropteridine diphosphokinase activity.